AUGACGCGGUACAAAUGGUUGCUGCCUCUUGUGGUCGUUUUUCUGACGACGGUACAGGCGGGAUUCCUGGAAAACAUACUGAAUCUCUUACCCCUUGUGACGGGGGGCGCAAAGUUUCUCCAAGAAUCGAUCGAGUUCUCCAACAGAGAGGUACCGAACCGAACGCCGCGUCACUUGGAGACGUACGACUACAUCGUCAUCGGGGCCGGCAGUGCCGGCGCCGUCCUGGCCUCGAGGCUCACCGAGAACAAGCUCAACCGAGUUCUGUUGCUCGAGGCCGGCUCGAACGAGGCGCUUCUCUACGACAUUCCCCUGCUGGCUCUUCACCAGUGGUACCAGAAAGACAUUUAUUGGCAUCACUACACGGAACCGUCGAAUUUGCACUGCACCGGUCGCGUUGGAAAGAAAUGUCUGCUGCCAAUGGGCAAGGUCAUGGGUGGAAGCAGCGUCAUGAACUUCAUGAUCGCAGUAAGAGGUAAUAAAGCCGACUACGAUAGUUGGGCCGAGGAGACGGGAGAUUAUAGCUGGUCCUACGAGAAUAUGUUGCGAUACUUUAAAAAGUUGGAAACCAACGACGUGAAACUGGACCCAAUCGAUAAGAAGUACCACAACUUCAAUGGGCCAGUGAGAAUCGCCAAUCCCAAGUAUCACUCGCCACUGGCCGACGCUUUCGUCGAGGCGGGAAUGGAAAUGGGUUACGCGCCAACGGAUUACAACGGCGAGCAGCAAAUUGGCUUCAACUACAUCCAAGCGAAUCAAAUCAACGGCGAGCGAAUGAGCGUCAAUCGGGCAUACCUGCAUCCGAUUCGAAAUCGUAAAAAUCUGGUCGUCAGUAUGGACAGCCGAGUGACCAAGAUCUUGAUAAAUCCGGUGAAUAAACAAGCCUACGGCGUCGAGUUCGUCAAGCAGAACGCAUUGGGCCAGAAAGUAAGGAUGCAAGUACUCGCGAGGAAAGAAGUCAUAUUGUCGGCCGGUGCCUUGAACUCGGCGCAGCUCCUCAUGCUGUCCGGUAUCGGACCAGCGGAACAUCUUCGUAGUCACAAUAUUCCGGUGAUACAAGAUCUGCCAGUCGGCAAGAAAUUCAUCGAUCACGUCGUUUACGGAGGUCUGACUUUCCUCGUCGACGAGGAAGUCGGCACGAACGUGCAAUCUAUCGUGUCAAUCAUGAAGAACCCAGCCAUUGGUCAAUACAUAAACGAUCGCGAGGGACCUCUGACCGAGAUCGGCUCGGUAGAGGGCAUUGGUUUCGUCGAUACCGACAAUUUGCUCAAGACAAAUGUGCCACCCAAUUUGGAACUGCUGUUCUGCAGCACCCAUUUGGGAAUCAAUCCGUCGCUCCAAAAACCGUUUGGCUGGACCAACAGGCAUUAUCAGCAAUCGUUCGGCAAUCUGACGGGCCAGAACGGCUGGCUGAUCUGGCCCCUGGUGCUGCAACCCAAGAGUCGCGGCAGAAUCGAGCUGAGGAGCGCCGAUCCGUUCGACCUGCCCAAGAUCCACGCCGGCUACUUCACGCAUCCGGACGACGUCAAGCUGACCAUCAAGGGCAUCAGGAUCGCCAUGGAGGUGGCCCAGACGGACGCCAUGCAGCAGUACGGCUCGAGGCUCUACGAUCCCGGUGUGCCCGGCUGCGAGAGGUAUCCCUGGAAUUCCGACGGCUACUGGGAGUGCGCCAUCAGGACCUACUCCAUAACGCUGUGGCACUAUGCUGGCACGGCCAAGAUGGGUCGCGAAGACGAUCCCACCGCCGUCGUCAAUAACAAACUCUUGGUUAAAGGCAUCAAGGGAUUGAGAGUGGUGGAUUCAGGCGUUAUGCCGAUGGUACCUAGAGCUCACACCAACAUUCCAGUUAUAGCCCUAGCUGAAAAAGCAGCGGAUAUGAUAAAGCUAGAUUGGGCAUCUCGUAUUUGA
Molecule: messenger RNA, 1908 nt
Organism: Trichogramma pretiosum
Lineage: Eukaryota; Metazoa; Arthropoda; Insecta; Hymenoptera; Trichogrammatidae
Product: glucose dehydrogenase [FAD, quinone]-like
Exons: 3
Coding region: 1-1908 (635 amino acids)
Molecular function (GO): oxidoreductase activity, acting on CH-OH group of donors; flavin adenine dinucleotide binding
Source: RefSeq, a predicted model, not a curated record